GACAGAUCCACGACAACACACAACAUGAAGCUGCUCGUUCUCGCCGCCGUGCUGGCCGUGGCCGCCGCCGCCCCCAGCCGCAGCUACGCUGCCCCCACGUACGCCCCCAAGGUGUACCAGAUCCUGAAGCAGGAGGCAGAGCUCCGCGACGACCAGUCCUACGACUCUCAUUUUGAGACAGAGAACGGCAUCUACGCCUCCGAGUCGGGCAGGCCGGUGGAGGGAUACGGCGAUGACGAGGAGAGCUACGACGUCAACGGCCAGUUCAGCUACACCGGUGACGACGGUGUCGUCUACAAGGUGGUCUACGUGGCCAACGGGAACGGCUUCCAGCCGCAGGGCGCCCACCUGCCCACCCCGGUGCCCACCGAGUACCCGACCCCGGAGGCGUCUGAUGAUGAUGACGAUGAGGAGGAGGAGCGUUACGAGGCUCCUGAGGAGGAGGACGAUGAUGACGAAGCUCCCGCCGGCUACUACCAGCCCCAGUAUGAGCGCGUCAUCGUCGGCUACAGGCCCCGUUACCAGUAGAUUCAUACGUCCGACACAUGACAGACACAUGUGUGACAUACGUCUGGCUUUUACGUGAUGUGAUACAACGAUGACCACGGUAAUUGAUACAUGUUUUCGUCACUGUGCAUACAAUGCUAUUUAUUUGUUUGUGUUGUGCUAUUUAUUCGUGUCCAUAAGCUGAAUACAAAACAGCA
Messenger RNA from Amphibalanus amphitrite, 704 nucleotides. Its product is annotated as cuticle protein CP14.6-like. The record is from RefSeq and is a predicted model, not a curated record. Lineage: Eukaryota; Metazoa; Arthropoda; Thecostraca; Balanomorpha; Balanidae. The transcript has 3 exons. Gene Ontology annotation, molecular function: structural constituent of chitin-based larval cuticle. Bases 25 to 528 code for a protein of 167 amino acids. Gene Ontology annotation, cellular component: chitin-based extracellular matrix.